Messenger RNA from Acytostelium subglobosum LB1, 1989 nucleotides. RefSeq lists its product as hypothetical. The transcript is spliced from 2 exons. NCBI's taxonomy places the organism in Eukaryota, Evosea, Eumycetozoa, Acytosteliales, Acytosteliaceae. The record is from RefSeq and is a predicted model, not a curated record. The coding region runs from base 1 to 1989 and encodes 662 amino acids.
AUGGACGACAAGUCAACGCCUACGUCGCCACUGUCAAUGUCGGCACCAUAUAUACCAACACUUAGUCCACCUACAAUGGCACCACGUACAUCAUCAUUGCAAGAGGUCUCGUUGACCACGCCCUAUGUCCCCGAAGCAUCAUCUCCACCUCCACUUUUACAAACUGAACACGCGAACUCAGACUCAAACUCAAACUCAAUUACAUCCUCAACCCCAAUCCAUGCUCAAGCCCCGUCACAUGAUGGUGCCGACACAGUCACUCAAUCAACUCUUACAACAAAUGCUCAAAUAUCACCAACUACAUCAACAACAGACAAUGUAUUCUUGGAUAAGGAUGGCAUGGGCAAGGCAUUGUACUAUCACUUGUUUGAACAACAGAAUGUAAAGUCAAAGUUGUUUGGCUUCCUGAGGAACCCCCUGCCAAGUAUAAUCAUCGCCUACUUGAUCAUGGCCCUGGUGGUCGUGUGUCCACUCUACCAACAGACCAACUACCUGAGCAUCAACAACCUGACGUACUUAUUGGUGUACAUCCCUAUUGUGGCGGUGUUUUGCUUUGCCGUCUUCUUCUCGCUGACCUACUGCUUCCUGAACCUGUCGCGUGUGCCCGAGAAUGCCAACGUCAUCCUGUUCCUGUUCGCCUUUGUCUGGGUGUCCAUCCAGAUCGGUGUGCACGUGUUGUCGAUGGCCGGCCACAUCUUCCCUGUGCCCUUUGAGUGGAUCAUCGUUUCGUUUGGAUUUGGCGUGCCACUGAUCUACCUGAUCGUCUGGGCGUCCAUGCCUGCACAUCUCCGUCGCAACCCCUUCCGUCGCCCCACCAUCCAGUGGGAUGAUCCCAAGGCCAUCCCCAUGCCACAGCUCACAGCCACCCAAUCAUCGCCCAUAAUAUCAGAUUCGGCCACCUCUUUGGACAAUGUAUCAAUCUCAUCGCAGCACAGCUCAACUGACUCGAUCGGCUUGUCGGACAAGUCGGCGGCAUCGUCCAACUCGACAUCAUCCUCUUCAUCAAUCUCAUCAUCAGACAUGGCGCAGGCUGCCAUCAACAAGGCGGCAGCAGCAGCGUUCGAGAUCACGGUCAAGGAGCAGUCUGCCACGCAAACUCCCAAGACAACAUUCCUCUUCCGUUUCUGGGUUGUGGCGUCAACAUUGUUCCUCGGACCAUUUGGCUACUGUUUCUUCCAUCUCUUCCUCUUGGCUUUCUAUUCAGUUACAUCCAACCUCUUCCAAUCACUCCUCAUCGUCGGUUUCCAAGUCCUCAUCGUCCUCUACAAACUUAUCUUCCGUCUCUCAUUCCAUCGCAUGCGUUUCCACCUGCCCUACAUUCCAAUCAGAGUAUUUCAGGAUGGUAGAAUAUUGUUCCUCUUCUGGCUUGAGCUCAGCUCUCACUGUUUCUUCUCGAUGGUGUUCCCACAUGUUGGCAGUUGGUACAUGAUCUUGCUGUAUCUGAUUGUUGAAGCAAUCAGUCUGACAUUGCAGGUGGUUGCCGACACAUCAUCAGUGCGCUCACUGCUCAUCCGCAUGUUUGAGUCAGUGUACAGCAUCUUUAGCGACAAGCCAUACAAGGGCUACAUGGUCUACAACAUAUUGGGACAGAGUGGCGAGCUGGACCGCACCGUCUCACUCGAGCUCUUCUUCUUCAACUGUGUGGCGCGAUCACUGGCAGGCUUCAGCUACAUCGUCUUCUCGCUCGUGAUCUACUUUGGGCCCAACAAGAAGUUCUACCAGACCAUCGACUCGCUGGAUGCCGACGCCUACAACCUGACGUUGGUGUAUGCCACUGCCUCGAUUGUCUCAUCAUUCGUGCAACUGAUCGUGUUCCGAGUGAUAUUGAAGAGAGUAUAUCGCAUUGAUCUCGUGCGUCAAGGAUACCGUGUAUGGAAGAGAAAGCCAGACGUGGCCUUCUUCUUCAUCACCAACUGUUUCAUCCUGCCACUUGUAGUACUACUACAACAUAACAAUGCUGUUUCAUACCUUCUAAGUGUCAAGCUGUAA